This is a messenger RNA of Megalopta genalis, 14364 nucleotides long. NCBI's taxonomy places the organism in Eukaryota, Metazoa, Arthropoda, Insecta, Hymenoptera, Halictidae. The record is from RefSeq and is a predicted model, not a curated record.
UGGGGGGGAAUGCGGCGUCAGUGUACCGCGAACCACCGACGAGUUCGCGUCGCGUCGCUGGACGUCGUCGUCUCGUUUCGUCCGUUUGUUCAUUCAUCGAUCGCUCGAUGUUCACCGGUUCCUUGUUAAGGACACGGAUAAUCCGCUGUUGAUCAACGUCCGAUGCUCUUAUCAGACGGUUAUUAGAGCGAGAGAUAGAGACAUAGAGAUAGGGAGAGGGAGAAAGAGAUGCGAUCGUUCCCAGGCGACCAAAGGUUUUCCAUCGCAGAACUACGACCCCGUUGAUCGGUUCACCGCGGAGUAAAACGAGACAGCGUGGCGUCUGCUCCAGUGAACAACCCAUCAGCCAACAACGCUACCGAGUGCUCGCUGGAUCGGGAUGACUGCGAGGGAAGUCACCCUAGCCGGCGGUUCUCCUUGGGGAUUCCGCAUGCAUGGUGGACAUGACCUGCAUCAACCCCUACGCAUAUCUAGGGUUAAUCCAGGGAGUAAAGCGGCUCAACAGGGAGUGAGAGAAGGCGAUUUAAUUAGCAGUAUUAAUGGAAGAAGCACUCGGGAUCUAACAAACAGUGAGGCGCACGCACUUUUACGGAAUGCUGGGGACCAAUUAAAGCUUGGUUUGAAUCAGGAAAAUAUUGGCUCUCCCAAACGACGAAUUUACAAAAGCAGUCUUCAGGAAAACACCACUACCGAAAUUCUCAGUAGAACAACGACGACGAAAAGCACAUCGAACACGCAGAUUGUAUCGACAGAGUCCAAGAAAAACGAAACGAAUGACACAAAAUCUGGUCGCAGCUACGUAAACCAAAACGGCGGUCCGAAGAGUUCCUCGAUCGAGCAACGAGACGAAAGCAAAUCAAGAUUCCACGAAUCCUCGGAGUACGCGACAGACGCAGAAGACAUUGACAUGCCACAAGGGUCGCGGAACCGCAGGAAUCGCAGGGGUCGAAACAAGAGGCGGUUCCAGCGGCCCGAAAAAUCUGUGAACGUGCCCGAGUCACAGCCGGAAGUCGUGGAAGCUCGCGAGGAUGCGUCAACGGACGAGAGACUAGAGAAAACGAUCGAAAUCGAGCCGGAGAAUGGCGAAACGACGUGCCCGCAGGAAACGGUGUCGAGAAGCUGGCGGGAGGAGAGGCAGAGAAUCGAAAAGGUGACCUUGAACUCGGACGUCAGGGUGUUCGAAGUGAAGACAAUUAGCAGCCUGCCUCUGUCAGCGACGAUCGAUCACAUUGCUGGUGUUGGUAUUUUGGAAGUUGGCGGGAAGGAUAGAUUGGAGGAUGCGGUGACGGUGUCGGAACCGUUCGAGCCGUUCUCAGUGAGACGGCGAAAGGACGAGAGGUUGCAGAUUCACGAUGUCAGUGACAGCGACGUGGAGACUGAUAGCGUCAGACCGGUGAUCGUGGAGGCGGAAACGGAUUCGGAGGAUCCGAAACGCACCUGGGACAGCGUGAUGCCCAAAGACGUGGAAAGGAAGCUGAGAAGCUUCAUUGAGAACCUGAAAUUGCCCUCACACACUGAGGAAGAGUCGUGUAAGCAGGAAAAGACGGGCUCGACGUACAAGAAAGUUCGGAAACGCGGGAAUUACGAGCACUACCAAGCGAACAGGUUUCUAGACAUCAUACAGGAGGAGGUGGAGAAGCUGUCGGAAGACGAGGAACAGCAUAUCAGGGACUUCAUUAACGAAGAGAUUGGCAAAUACCGGCGGGAGGAGCGUCGGACUAAUGGGAAACACUGGAACUUGGAGGAAGAAGAAGAGGACGAAGAAGACGGGGAAGAAUCGCAAAUUGCUAGCGGGACAAGGGAGCCCGCGGAGCCAGGUGUAUUAGAACCUCGGGAAACUGCUGAUGAGACGUUGAACGGCGACAUAGUUGCAUCGAGAAAAAUGGGAAAGAAUUUUAACGAACCGCUACGAUCGGAAAAAGAACACGAGUCCAUGGCAAAAUGGGAAAGUCACACCGUGACGAUCAAUGUAGUUGAUACGGACAGCGAAACGUCGGUUGACAAAACUGCUGAAGAGUCGCAUGUUGACAGUAAAGAAAACGAAGAAACGAGUGCAGCUAUAGUAAAUUGCGGGAAGAUUAACGAUGCGAGCCUGGAAAACGAAGAAGCGAGGUUGAAUAACACGGAGGAGAAGUUUAACGAGCAAUUAGAAUUGGAUGAAGUGGAGGCAUCGAGGAUCGAAGUCGAGAGGAAGGAACACAUUGUGGAAGUAAAUGUGAUUGCUGUGGAAAAUGAAGAAUCGAUCGAAAAACUUGUAGAAGUAUCAACUAUUAAUAACGUAACGAAUGAGGAUUUAAAGGUAAAGGAAUCGAACAGCGGAAAACGCACUGAUGAAGUCAAGGAAAACAAAGAAAUUGAGUUAAAUAGCAGCGAGGAAAAAUUGGACGAAAGAUUAGAGUUAAAAGAGCAGGAAGAAUCGAAUUCUCAAUUCGAACAAUCUAUGGAAGUGAGUGUAAUUGGCAUGGAAAAUGUAGAAUCAGUCGACGAAACGGCGAAGGCUGCGCCUACGAACGAAGACUUUCAAGCAGAUUUGGAAGCAACGGAUUCAGAGGAAGAAAAAUUGGAAGAUACGGAGCUUGGUUUGGGGGAAAAGAGUUUGCAAAAUGGUGAAAAGAUAGAACUUGAAGAAUUGAAGACGAAUAACGAAGAAGAUAUAGACGAACAAAUGAAAGUAGAAAAGAAGGAUGAAGUGAAAUCUGAGCCGAUUAAAAAAGUGGAUCUUAAUGAGGACGGAAAUAUGAUUGAAGUAGAAGACACAAAAUCGACUGACGAGAAGCUUGGCGAUGAGAAAAUGGUAGAAUCACAGUUAGUUGAUGAAAUAAAAGAUAAUGUACAAAUGGAAGUAUCAGAAUCGAAGGACACUAAUCAAGUAUGCACGGACACUAAUUUAUUGCAAAAUGAAUCUACAUUGAUACCGACGUCGGAAGCAACAUUCAACGAGGGAUUAAAAUGUAAUGAGCCAGAAUUAUCUGGCCCUGCCACUGCGGCAGGUGAUCAAUUAGCAACACAAUCGGAAAUAGAAUUAAACGAAGAAUUAAACUCGAAUAAUAAUCAAACUGUUUGUAACUGUGAAUCAAUAGAAGCAAAAGUAGAACCGUUAGUGUCACCGAUAUGUGAAAAUGAUAUCGCAGACAAGAUGUUGGAGUCUCCAUCACCUGUAGAGGUCGAUAAAUUGUCUUCGAUGGCUGAGAAAGAGGAAAAUUGCGAGUCCGAAUUGAACGAUUUGACAGUGACAAAGGAGCGACGACCCCCGACGCCGCCGAAGAGGUCGUCUAGCCUUUCGGACGUCGAUUUUCAGAACAAAUUUCGGAAUCCAUCGAUGCCUCCAGUUCGACGAACAAUUUCAGCGGACCCUCCACCUACUCGACCUCCUCUGCCAAAGGAGAGUCUGGCAAUCGGCGAGGCGCUGAGCAUCGUCAGAGGUUUAUUGACUGAUAUAUCGGACAGUGACGUGACCGUCGAGAAUAUUCACGACGUACUGAGCAAGGUGGACGCGUCUACGCUACCUAAGCAACUUCGCGAAAUCAUUGAUGAUCUAAGGGCCCGCGGGAUUCGAAAUUUCCAAAGUGACAGUACCACUACAUUGCGUAACUAUUUUGAAAGACUUGGCAAUGGAUUGAGUCCUGAAAUAACGCGUGACCGGUUACCCGAAAACUCGCGCGAAAAAUGGCUGUUGCACGAGUCGCCGACGAUACCUUGCGCCGAACGAGCAGCGAUGGCUGAAAAACCUGAAGAGAAUCACAUAGAGCGGUUGUCUAGCACGGAGAACGGGACCAGCGAAGCAAACGGUCCGCGGGACAGCGACGAAGAGUUCGAGGAAAUCUACAACAAUACGUGCGACCAACAAGCAGAAGUUCGAGACUCGUCCAGCAGUGCGACUUCUCUCAGCACGGUGAAGUACAAUCCCGCGGACGCCUGGCAGACGGACAUCUGCUCGAUAAUAGCCGAGGAAGCGCGGAAAAGUAGACAGAAGGACUUAGACUGCUCCACUUUGAAAAGCAAACUUUCUCUGCUGAAAGCUGACGAUUCAAACACUUUAAAUGGAAAGGACGUGUCUCCGGAACCAAUACCGUAUUCGCCCGUGGAGGACCUGUACUACGUCCCACUGGACUCGGGCGACGGUUCAGAUCGAAAGCCCUUGGCAAAUAGCUCCGCGCCAGAGUCCUUGAUCAACCUCUGCAUAAAAAGGCUGCUGUCGAUGCCCUAUGGCUUGCAAAUAAUCAACGAGAUAACAGUGCCCAAAUUUAACAUCUUUAAAAGCCUGCGCUCUAUCCCCAGUGUGCUCUCACCCGAGACGGCUAGACUAACACCUGAUCCGUGGAAACCUGCUGUUUCAGAGCCAAAGAAACUAGACUCGAUGGAUAAAGUCGUUUCAGAGAACUGGCUGGGCCUGUACACCGUAAAGGACCCCAGGCUUCUCGUCUGCCUAUCGCCGUCCCAGCAAAAGGCAGCGAUUAAGACUAGCCCGGAUAACUUGCUGAAUCUUCACGCGAAGUUCCUCAACAGGCACAGGUACUGCGAGAACGAGCCGCCCCAUGUCGCUGUCCCGAAGUACAGGAUCGAGGUGAAGAAGCCUGAAACGGCUGAUAGGCCGACUAGGCUGCUAGAGAUUCUGAAGGAGAACUCGAACCAGCCGAGAGGGACGGUCGAGGACCGUUCGAAGCGGUCGGAGUGCGACAGAAGUCAGCGUCUGAAGGUCACCCAGCUUCGCGACUGGCUGAACCUAGCACGGCGCGAUAUCUCUAGCCAUGCUUCCCUCUCCGACGAUUUGCUCAUAGAACCGUCGGGUGAGGGAGUCCAGACCGAUAAGCGCGAUAUCAGUCGGCCGAAUACAACGAAAGUGAACAGUCUCAACUUGAAUUCGCCAGAAAGAAGCUCGUCGCCAUUCCGGCGAAGUCCCAUUACAUUGAAUAGCGCGAUCAUAGACAAAACGCCCGGCAUGCCGGACACCGGCGGGAAGAAGACACAUCGCAGACCUGUAGAGCCGCGUCACGGCAUCAACCCGGCGCUGAUCGACGACAGGGUGGUGCCACCGGCGCCGGUAAAGCGCGUGGUGAAUGUCGACAGGUCCUGCAUCGACACGACCAGCAUCUUCGACCAGAGUCCGGCCAGGAAUCACCUGGAGCCAAGGAAAUACAAAGUCGACGAUGAUCUAAAACACGAGACUGCUGCGGAGAUCCUGGAGAGCUUGAAGAAGCUUCAGGCGGAGGAUUCCAACAAGCCUUACUUGUCUCGAGACUAUUUGGUACAGCAGUUGAGGUACAUAGAACUGUUGGAGAAUCAGCUGAAGAACGUUAUAUUGGCCGAGGAGGAGGAGAAGGAAGCGUUCGAGGACUUUGAGACGUUGAAGAAGGCACAAGAGAAUCGCGGUGCCUCGAAAGAUGGCGGUGAUGAGACCCAAAGUGAAAGUCGAUGUGGAAGGGACACAGAGAAAAAUGGUUCAGAGAUGAUCGACAAGCGCGAACAGAGAGACUCGACGAAAACGGUUCUUCAGAGAGAUGGAUUUCGCGAGGAGGAGUCCAGCGAGAAGAUCGAAAGCUUGCUGGUUACCAGGAAAGAGAACAGAGGCAGCGAUACGAAGAAUGAAACUCGGAAGAGUAGCAAGCAGGUGCAAGAGAAUCGCGGUGCCUCGAAAGAUGGCGGUGAUAAGACUCAAAAGGAAAGUCGAUUUGGAAAGGACGCAGAGAAAGAUGACUCAGAGGUGAUCGACAAGCGUGAACAGAGAGAUUCGACAAAGAAGGUUCUUCAGGGAGACGGAUUUCGCGAAGAGGAGUCCAGCGAGCAGAUCGAAAGCUUGCUGGUUACCAGGAAAGAGAACAGAGGCAGCGAUACGAACAAUGAAACUUGGAAGAACAGCAAGAAGAUGCAGGAGAAUCGCGGUGCCUCGAAAGAUGACGGUGAUAAGACUCGAAGUGAAAGUCGAUGUAGAAAAGACGCAAAGAAAGGUGACUCGGAGGUGAUCGACAAGCAUGAACAGAGAGACUCGACGAAAAAGGUCCUUCAGGGAGACGGAUUUCGCGAGGAGGAGUCCAGCGAGCAGAUCGAAAGCUUCCUGGUUACCAGGAAAGAAAACAGAGGCAGCGAAACGAAGAAUGAAACUCGGAAGAGCAGCAAGGUCGAAAACUCGGAGUCCUUCCGCCAGCAAAUGUACGAGGAGUACGUGCACAAGGUUCUCGAGAGAGAAGAGAGAAAGCUUCACAAGGUGGUCAAAAUAAGCACCCACGAGGACAUUCAAAGGUCCAAUGAUAAAUUGGGAAAGAACGGUACCAACGUCGAGAACGAAUUCAUUGAGAAGGCAAGGAACAGGCUGAACAAGUUUGGCAUCCACCUGGACGAGAGCGAACCGGAAGUCGAGAAUGAUUCUGAGACGGAAAAGCAAGUUAAGAAGAAGUGUCUAAUCGAUGGCAAGGAAUUCGAGGACGCGGGAAAAUUGCCGAAGCAUCUGCAAGAGUUCCUCAAGAUGUCCGACGACGUUCAGAGAAGUGGUUAUGGCAAUGAAAGCGAUCUGUUGCACGAGAUUGACAGUGCUUUGAAAAUCGGCCGAGGAUUUCUUUUUGGUAAAGAGAACGUUAUGUUCGCUCCUACUUUUAAAGCUUCGUCCGCGACACCAGGCGUUUGGUCGCCUGGAAGCGAACCACCACCACCACCAUCAAAGGAACGAAGUCCCGAACGAAAAGAGUCCGAAAAGGAUACUGGAAUCCCUCCAGUCUGGACACCAUCCAGCGCUAAUUCCAGUCCUGUUCCAGAAAAGAAAGAAUUUCGGCCAGUGCAGUUCCAAAGCCCCAUCCUAAGUCGCAAAAAGUUGAUACAACAGGAAGAAGAGGAAGCACCGCCACCUUGGAAAAAAGAAGGGAUAAAGGAAACAAUAGAAACUAGUUACGACAGCAGUAGCUCACGAAUCGUUAAUUCUCACUCAGCCCCGUCGCAAGGAUUCAAUUCUCUGGUUUCGACGCCUCGUUUGCCCCGUGCUCAGAAUCCGACAAUCACACUGUUGCAGAAAGCUCGAGAGGGACAAUUACCAAAAGGAGCAGCCUAUCUGGAGGAAACUGAAACCUUGAAGCGUCCAUCGAGCGACGAGAAGCCGCUGAUCAGUCCCGGUGAAAUAAUCUACAACGUGAAGAAAGAGUACGAGAGCGAGCCGGAAACGGAAAACGAACCGCCGAAGAAGAUGGCCGAUUUGGGUCCUCGAAAAUUUGAGGGUAUCGGCCCAACAACUAAGGAGGGUAUCCCUCUUGUGUUAAGAUCGGAAGUGAAGGAGAAUAACCAAACGAAAUGGUACAAGAAAAUGUACGACUCGUUGCACCGCGCGGACAGAAACGAUGAUUACGUAACCAUUCGUUACAAACCAAGAAGAGGAACCAGGUACGGUUACGGAAGUGGUUAUUUAAGUGAACCGGAACAUCGCUUGUAUACGGAGCGUUCUGCAACGAUUGACAGCCACCGACGUCUGCGCAACAAAGAAAAUGACUUCUCCACAUCUACUAUGCCCAGAAAAAAUGGAACGUUGAAGUACAGUACAGACAUUUACAAGAAUCAACCAGGUCGAAUCGAGGACUACGAACCAGGACGAUCAUCCAUUGCCGAAAAGGAAGCCAAGGAGUGGUGGGACGAGGUCAUGGACAUAUUUGACGGGUGGUUGAACGAGAAUGGACAUCCUCAGGGUACGGAGUUGGAGGACAUUCGGAACGGGCAGCUGAUCUAUCGCGAUUUGUCGAAUAAUUUCGUUUCUCUCUUUUGUUUCCAGCCGUUCGAUCAACGUGACAAUCGUCCAGUGAAACCGUACAUGACACAUGCUCUCAAAGAGUCCGGCUACGAAAGUGACUCGACGCUUGUGUUUCGUCGGAAAGAGGAUAUCAAUCCUCUCAGUCAAUUUGAGCAGAAAUUGGCUUACAAAACUGUGCAAAGUGGCGGAGACGUUCCUCUCCAUGGACUCCGGAAACCAGCCCCGGAACGACCAAAGGACAACUCAGCCGUCGAAUAUUUUCCCGUUUCGGCCACACUGACGCGUAUUCGUGUACACCGGAAAUCAACAACUACAUCGACGAACACUAUCAAACGGACCUCUGUCCUGCAGAGUUCGACGAAAAAAAUGAAUGGCUCCCGAGCUUCGUUGAGACCGCCAUCUCCGCCUCGAAGACAGUCUUCCCGAAACAACAAGACUCUAAAGAUGUACACCAAGCAACAGCUGAAAGACACGUGUCAAUCUCUGAGGUCCAGACACAAGCAAUGCUUCUCGGUUGACAAGGUGUCCAAUGUUUCUUCGAGUUUAGACAGGUGCAAACGGAGUCGUGAGAAUGUGCAUAGUCCUACCUUCAGCACUCCGGGAUCGAAAUUUGUUGGAACGAAGAAAUCUGAAGUCUGCUCGAAAAACGACAGCACUAAGACGCGUUUGUCAAACAGGAGGCUGGUCAAAUUUGGAGAGUCGACCGAAAAGGUUUCUUCAGUUGGUAGAAAUUUAGUUGCACAUACUUCGAAGAACCCGUAUGACAAAUCUCCGAAGACAGCAGUGUUGUCCAGGUGUCAAAAGGCUGUUAAGAAAACGAUCGAAGCGCCUUCGACUACGAAGUCAUCAACAGUGUCACCGUUGAAGCCAUCUUCAGCAGUCUUGAUAGACCUCAAGAGGUCUCGACCAGUAAUCAGACAGCCCCCUAAAUUUGUCUCGAGCAAAGAAUGCUUGCGUUCUGUGACGUCGUCGUCUUCCGAAACAAUCAGCGAAGUGAGUAAACGGAAGAGACCUCUCGAGAAACCCCAAACUAUCGUCAGAUCGACCGUACGCAAGCCCGAAACGAUUCAAGUGAGUCCGAACAAGAAAAAACUUGAAACGAAGAAGAAGAAAGAUAAAAAGUUAACGAAUUUAGAAGCAAAGAGUCUAAAGAAAGAGAACAUUGAGAACAUGGAGCCCAAUAUAAGACAGAACGUGUCAAAGGAUAGGUUCUUCCAGGAUCUGUUCCUUAGGUCAAUCCCUCCGACAGAAACCGUUGCUAGGAGAUCUAUAGUUCAGGAACGUGCUAGAAUCUACCAGGAGAAUGCCAAGGAGACUUACAAAUCGGAACCAACACUGAAACCUCUGAGCAUUUAUCUAACUAACAAACGUUCAGUGUCGAACUCGAGGUUCAAGAAUUGGGAGAGUAGCUCUUCCAUCAGUAGUAAGCAUGACGACUUCGGAUCAUCUACCAAUUUGAGGAAUCAGAGUCCGGAUCCGGUGAAGAUCAAGGAGAGGAGCUUAAGCGAGCCUCCACUAAAGCCAGUAGAAUCCGACGAAUCCUCCUCGGUGAUCAGAUCAGCUGCCUGUAGACGUCUGCGGAGCUUGAAACACGACAAGCCCGACAUUCCCAGAGCCAGAAGCGCGGAAGGUUACCAGGAAAGAUCGACGUUGGGAUCAAAUUCUUCACUGACAAGGAGCACGAUGAGUUUGUCACCGGCUGACCGCGAGGAUUAUCAUCAGUACAUUCUAGGAUUGUUGCAUGGAAGGAAAAAGUCUGAGAGGUAUAAAGAACUGCACGACUUUUAUUCCAGUCUGGAACGACUCGGCGAACUGGAGAGGACUUUCUCUUCCAGUGACUUAGCAAGAAUGAAGAGCGAGGAUGUCAUAGAUUACGAUCAUUGGAAGAAGGUUAGGUCGCAAGAGAAGGCCGAAAUCGAAAUGAACAAGUUGUAUGGAAAAUUGAAAGCUGUUCAAAGAGAUAAGGACUUUCUGUUUAGCACUAAAGAUCUGGACAAGCUGAAAUGGAAGGGUGACUGGGGUCUGAAAUUCAAGGAACGCUCCGUGGAAGACAUAUUGCAGAAAUUGAAGAAGUUGCAAACUGAUGAGUCGGAGACCUCGAGGAAGAAAGAAAGUCUAGACUCGUACAAACCCCUCUGGAGGGGCAGGUCAGUGAUCAACGUUGCGAGCACGAUGCAGCAGAAGGCGAACGACGAACAAAGAAGCAAAUUGGAUCAUCUGCAGAGGAAUCUCGGAGGCAGUAACAAAUUCUGGAGUAGCUUGUCGAUCGAACAAGUGGCUACCUUGAAAAAACAACUAAAUGAAAUCUAUGGCAGCGACCAACAGAAACCUACACCCAGUAAGGUGGAUCACGACGUCCUCGAUGCACCGGAUCCUCUUUUAAAAUACGAAAUCGUGGUACCGGACCACGGUUCUCGAAACGAAGCAAACGGACUACACGUACGCUGUCACUCAAUGAUCGCAUCCGACCCAGGUCCGAGCGACCGCAAAUCGUCUUCCAGUUGUCCAGAAUCCCGAAGAAUUCCGGAAGAGCUGCGUGGCACUGCGGCGAGCCAAUCAAUCAUGACCGAGUCAGAGAAGAAGAGACUUUCGGUUACCCUUGGAAAGGAAGUCUUGGACAGAGUGUCCCAGAGAAGGCUCUCAGUGGCGUUGACACCCAAGGAGACUCGCGGUAACGUAGCCUCUAUAUUAGCUACGCAGAAGAUGCCUAAGGAGUCUGGCUCACCCAGCGUCAUAAACACGUCACCCAGAAGUUGCUAUUCCCUUGAAGCUGAAGGCUCCUCGAAAUCGAAGAACGACUUCCUCCUGGUCCUAACGCCUAACAAUAGAAGUCCAGCUGAUAGGCAGCGAGUGGAGAACGUCCUUGAGGAAUGGUCGAAGAAGCCACCCUUGUUAGCGAUCACGUUACCACAGAGCAACGGUCAAGCAAAGACAGCAAACUCGAGCAGCGAACUGGACAGCACUACAGGAAGCUCCGAUACCUCCGUGAAAACAGUGAUCCAGAAGCCUAUCGCGCCGGAAGAAGUACCAAAGAAAAUCGAAUUCUUUGAAAACGUGAAAGCAGAGACCAGUCCUCGAAGAGUGAAGCCAGCCAGAUUGUCCUCGUCCCAGAGCUUUGCUGAUUUGAAGGAGUUGUUCGGCGAAAUCGAAUCGGCCAGGUUUGCAACAUUGCCCGGGAAGAGGACAGGAAGUAAAACGGGAGAGCUGAAUGCCGUCACGCGACAGUUUCAUUGCCCACGAGACCGUGAACGUGACAGGCCACGCAGCGUCAGUCCAUAUCGCGCUACCACGCGGUCCAAUUCGUCCUGCAGUCUCGAGAGCAUCUAUCAGCGAUGUUACUCGCCGGACCCGGGCAAGUAUUGGCGGGCCUACCAGAAGCUGAUUAAGAACGGGACCGUGAAGAAGCUCCGAGUGAAGUUCGAGAGCGCUGAAGACAUCUCCAGCGGCAAGGUUCAGCCUCCGAAGAGGUUCCGCAGCGAUCCUGAAUUAGCGCGGAGUCUGCUGAGCAAAGUGGAUCAGUGUAGAACGUCGAGGGCUCGCGAGUUGACAGACGUGGCUUGGCUGAGGCGGAAGUAUGAAGCUAAGAGAGGCAGGAGAGGUGAGUCGCCGCCUAUUCCACGCGUUCCGUUGAAGAAAGAGGACUUGUCGAUGCCUCACAUCGAUGUCAUCAGCAAGACAGCCGAGCUGAAGGACACGUUGGGUCCGCAAGCUGUCAUAAAUGGCCUGGUCAGGAAGGCAGAGACGGAAGAGCUGGAAGCAAGGAAGCCGGUCGGUCGCAUGAGGAAGAAGUUCGAAGAGUUCGGCCAGAAAACUUCGCUCCUGGGCGAGAUGUUCACCUCGUCGCCGGACGUGCACGAGUUGAGAGACAUAGCUCCAUAUCUGGCUGGCCGUUGGGUGGCGCACAGGUAUCCCAGUCGAAAAGAUAACAUGCGCUCGCUAUCCUCGCCACCUGACCUCGCUGGAAGACAAUCCCCCUCGCAGAGCAGUGGUCGCUCGAACGUGAAGAAGACAGAGAUCAAUGAGGAGAAGAAGAUGGGCAGAUUGCGGACUGCUUCGACCAAGGAGCCGCCGAAUCAACAGUUUGAUCCUGACAAGCACAGGCCCAGGUUUAGGUACCAACCUCCUCCGCCGACAUCCUCGGGUCCACUGCGUCAGAAACACAGUUGGUGCUCGCCGAUUCCAAUCUACACCGCUCGACCCACUGUUACUUUCGAAGAAUACUCGAACGCACCCCCGCCGCCACCAAAAUCUCAACAUCACAGAGACGACUGCCAAGAAUCACCGAGGCGUUACGUGGAGGGCGAGGUGACGAUUCACUACCGUUCGCCAGUGCGUACAGAGGCGAAAGAGCCAUUGAGCGAGGAAGAGCUCACUCGCCGGAGUGCAGAGAAUAUGCGACGCGUGUAUCAAGAAGAACGUCGUCGCAAGUAUCUCCAAGAACUGCACGAUAUUGAUUCACGACGGCACACUGACAACUUCAUACCAUCCCAGAAGUCACCGAUUCCACUGAACCGUUACGACGACUUUGUUGACGAUCUCAGCCACAGAAGCAGAUCCCAGGAGCAAACACCGGAACCGCGACUCGUAGCGAGAGCACUUUACAACUUUAUCGGGCAAUCUUCGAGAGAAUUGAAUUUCCGUCGCGGUGACAUAAUAUUUGUGCGUCGCCAGGUAGACAAGAACUGGUACGAAGGAGAACAUAAUGCCAUGAUCGGAUUGUUUCCGUCAAAUUAUGUUGAGAUUUUACCAUAUGAUGGCAUGCGAACCACGCCAAAGAAACCCUACGAGGGACAGGCACGCGCUAAGUUCAAUUUCGUUGCUCAGACGAAUCUCGAACUGUCGCUCGCUAAAGGUGAAAUCGUCGUCUUGACAAGAAGAGUCGACGAAAACUGGUACGAGGGACGAAUUGGAACUCGAAAAGGGAUAUUUCCUAUAUCUUACGUGGAAGUUCUAACAGAGCCAGGUCUCAGAUCAGAAACACCGACACAGAGCAAGCCAGUUGCUUCUCCAGCGGCGCACAGCCUCUUAGCAAAUGGAUCAGCCGGAGGAAAAAUGAGUAUGGGACCUCAUCAUUACAUGCCGUCCAUACCGGUUAAUAUAAACACAACCCAGCCCCAUUACAAUUCACUGCCACGUAUGGGAGGGAGUAAAUUGCAUGUCACGCAACUCAACGAAACAUUGCAUAUCAACACACACUCUGAGCAGAUACCAUAUCGAGCCCUCUAUCCUUACAGACCUCAAAACGAGGACGAACUCGAAUUGAAGGAGGGAGACACGGUGUACGUGAUGGAAAAGUGCGACGACGGUUGGUACGUCGGCUCAAGCCAGAGGACCGGUUACUUCGGAACUUUCCCGGGCAACUACGUGGAGAGAUUGUGAGGAAGGACAUCGAGCCGCGAUUAUCGAACUAAAAGUUACUUCUACCAAAGCACUAAAUCGUUAGUAUAGACGAGUCUUCAUCGUUCACGCGUCGACGACAAGGGACAAAGAAACAGUCUUCCUUCUAACCAAUCACGACGUCGGCAUGUUGCCGACCGGCAACGAUUGUCGUCGAUUUUACCAAAAACCUUAACGUAAAGUUACCUAAUGUGUAAGUAGUGUAUGAUAACGAUUAUAUAGUUAUUUAUUAUACCAUUCACGAGGGCGAAGUCUGGCGGACGUUGUACGAUAUAUCGGAAUUAAAAGAAAAAAAAAAACAAGAAAAAAGAAAAAAAAACAGAAACGAGUAAUAUUCGGCGAUUGAUGGUAAUUAAAGGAAUCGAGUCGUUAAGUAAUUCGUGGAACAACUGUUCAAAGGUAUGGUACUUCAACCUGUGGACGCUUGAGGUUUAAAACUUCCGUGGAUGAUUCUAGAACAUUGGUCUUCUUUUAAUUGUAAUAUAGGACGAGAAAUGUUUUAUCGAGAUUGGUACGGAUCCAGAUUUUUCUUAGACGAAUAGAGGAGCGAAUAGUUCGGGGAACGCGUUUCCUUCUGUGUUUGGUAUCGUAGACAAAAACAGCCAUGCUAUUGUUAUAUUCAUCAGUAUCGGUAAGGAAUUUCUAAUUGAAAGUUUGCCUUCCCAAAUUAAUAUUUUUGUAAAGAUUAUUUGUACCCAGAGUUAUAUAUGAAUUAUAUAAUGUAUAGAAGGUUUACAUAUACAUACGAUAUAGUUACAAUGUUAAUAGAAAACUAUUACUAUAAAUAUCAUUAACGACGUAAUUACCUAAUUGCACGUGUUAAAGUGCACAACAUAAUCAGACUACGUUUAAGACUUUCGCCGAUAUCGCAAUUAUAUAUCAUAGUGUCAUCGGAAAGAUUGCGUUGCAUCGACAAUUUUUCGAAAAUUAUAAACGUUUCGCCAGGACGAUACACCGACAGCCUAUUCUCAUGACUAGGAAUGAAACUAAUGUGGAUCCACUCGGAAAACAGACAAUACUUACUAAUAUCGUAACUUUGUAGAGCAACAAAAAUGAUAAUGAAAUGAGAAAUGAAAACGAACACGUAGCGAGGGCAUUAAUUCAACGAAUUGCGGCUAAUAAUCAUUUUAACUAUAAUUUUGGAUCGAAUACCCAUGUCUAUGCUGGUGUGUUUCAGAAUUCUAGGCACAGAGUGAACCGAUUUGUGAAUCUCUUAAAAAAGGAAUAAAGAAAAUUUUAAUAAG